Molecule: messenger RNA, 6467 nt
Organism: Chanos chanos (milkfish)
Lineage: Eukaryota; Metazoa; Chordata; Actinopteri; Gonorynchiformes; Chanidae
Gene: btaf1
Product: BTAF1 RNA polymerase II, B-TFIID transcription factor-associated
Exons: 38
Coding region: 1-5613 (1870 amino acids)
Molecular function (GO): TBP-class protein binding; ATP hydrolysis activity; DNA binding
Source: RefSeq, a predicted model, not a curated record
AUGGCGUGCUGUUUUACUAAAAUCUCUCUCUCUCUCUCUAGGCUUGAGCGUCUGUUCAUCUUGCUGGAUACUGGCACGACUCCUGUGACCAGGAAAGCUGCAGCUCAGCAGCUAGGUGAUGUGGUCAAACUCCACCCACAUGAACUCAAUAAUCUUUUAUCGAAGGUUUUGAUAUACUUGAGGAGUCCAAACUGGGACACACGAAUUGCUGCUGGACAGGCAGUUGAGGCCAUAGUGAAGAAUAUUCCAGAAUGGAAUCCACCUCCCAAACCUAAAGAAGAAUGCGGCGGGGAGGACAUGUCGCCUGAGGAUGGAGCAUCUGAUCGGUUGAGUUUUUAUCGUUUUGACAUUUCACGUCUGCUCAAACAUGGCGCCUCGCUCCUCGGCUCAGCUGGUGCAGAGUUUGAAGUCCAGGAAGACAAGUCUGGAGAGACAGAUUCUAAGGAGCGUCUGGCUCGUCAGAGGAAGCUACUGCAGAGGAAGCUCGGUUUGGACAUGGGCGCUGCCAUUGGCAUGGAUACAGAGGAGCUCUUUAAUGAUGAAGAUCUGGAUUACACCUGUACUUCCACUGCAAACAGAGUACAGGGCACUAAGAGCCCUGGUUGCUCCAGUGCCAGCAACCAUGUGCCUAUGCAGGCUGCCGAGUUGAUUGACUCAGAGUUCCGACCAGGCAUGAGCAAUCGACAGAAGAAUAAAGCCAAGAGGAUGGCAAAAUUGGUAGCAAAGCAGAGAUCCAGAGACGUGGAUCCUAAUGAUAAAAGCAAUGACAGCUUUGAUGGAGAGCCAGAGGAGAAACGGAGGAAAACCACAAACAUCGUCAUAGACCAACCUGCCACAGAGCACAAAGUCUUAAUCGAUAACGUUCCAGAUAACUCCAGCCUGUUUGAUGAGACUCAAGAGUGGCCAUUGGAGAGUUUCUGUGAUGAACUUUGUAACGACCUCUUCAAUCCUUCAUGGGAGAUUCGCCAUGGUGCCGGCACAGGCCUAAGGGAGGUUCUGAAGUAUCAUGGAGCAGGCGGGGGAAAACUGGCUGGCAGUACUGCAGAACAGAUGGCACGGCAGCAUCAGGAGUGGUUGGAAGAUUUGGUCAUCAGACUUCUGUGUGUCUUUGCUCUUGACCGAUUUGGAGACUUCGUAUCCGAUGAGGUGGUGGCUCCAGUCAGAGAAACAUGUGCUCAGACUCUGGGCGUGGCCCUCAGGCACAUGACUGACGGCGGUGUUACCAUGACAGUGGACAUUCUGCUGAAGCUGUUGAUGGAGGAUCAGUGGGAGGUCCGACACGGGGGUCUGCUUGGCAUUAAAUACGCUCUGGCUGUCAGACAGGAUCUGAUCUCAGUGUUGCUGCCUCGAGUGCUCCCUGCCAUCACAGAAGGCCUACAGGACCUGGACGAUGAUGUGCGGGCCGUGGCGGCCGCCGCCCUCAUCCCUGUGGUGGAGGGACUCGUGCAGCUGCAGCCAGAAAAGGUUCCCUUCAUCGUGAACACACUCUGGGACGCUCUUCUGGAGCUGGAUGACCUCACGGCGUCCACAAACAGUAUCAUGACCCUGCUGUCCUCUCUGCUCACCUACCCCCAAGUGCGCCAGUGCAGCAUGCAACAGUCUCUCACAGUGCUGGUUCCUCGCGUGUGGCCGUUUCUGCGACACACCAUCGCCUCUGUCCGCCGCGCUGCCCUGGAGACACUUUUCACACUGCUAUCCAAAGCAGACCAGGGCUGUGCCGUGUGGCUAAUCCCCAUUCUCCAGGACAUGCUCAGACACAUCUUUCAGUCCUGUAUACUGGAGAGCAAUCAGGAGAUUCUCGACCUCAUACACAAGGUUUGGGGGGAGCUGUUGCGUCAGGCCCCUCAGCAGUACGUAGUAGCGGCCAGCUGUCCGUGGAUGGGCGCCUGGCUCUGUUUGAUGAUGCAGGCAUCACACAUCCCUAUAGACCUCAACAUGCUUUUGGAGGUCAAAGCACGAAGUAAGGAGAAGGCUGGGGGGAAAGCUCGACAGGGCGUCUCUCAGGUAAAGGAGACUGUACAGGAGUACAUAGCAGGAGCGGAAACCGUGACUGAAGACCCCGCCACACGAGACUACGUGGUGACGCGAGCUCGUCUCAUGGCUGCCAAGCUGUUGGGGGCACUGUGUAGCUGCAUCUGUGAUCCACAGCUCAACAGCUCCACUCAGGAGAUCCGGCCCGCCGAGUCCCUCGCUCAGCUGCUGCUCUUUCACCUCAACUCCAAGUCGGCCCUGCAGCGCAUCGCCGUGGCCAUGGUGCUGUGUGAGUGGGCGGCGGUACAGAAGGAGUGUGAGGUGGUGUCCAGUGUGGUGCAGCCGCGACUGUUGGCGAUCCUGUCGGAACAGCUGUACUACGACGAGAUCGCCAUUCCCUUCACCCGCAUGCAAAACGAGUGCAAACAGCUCAUCGCCCUGCUGGCUGACGCCCACGUCGACAUGCGAGAUCGCGUCAACUGCAGCGUGUUCACUAUCGAUCAGGCCACGGAACUGGUGACCACGGUCUUUUCUGAGUCCACUGCGGCGUUCAACAUGAAGUCCAAGCAGUUCCAGGCUCUGGACAGUAAGCGUCAGCAGGCCCAGUCGACCGUCUCUGAGACCAGUAUCGAGUGGCAGCAGCUCCAUCUCCGCGUCCACACCUUCACCGCCUGCGCGGUGGUGGGGUUGGCAGCCCUGCCCGACAAGCUCAACCCGGUGGUGCGACCUCUGAUGGAGGCGGUUCGGAAAGAAGAGAACACGCUGGUUCAAGGCUACGCUGCUUCAAACAUCGCCCGACUGCUCCAGCUGUGCGCGGGAAGAUUGCCUUGUCCCAACCCCAAAAUAGUGAAGAACCUCUGUACCUCUGUGUGUGUGGACCCCCUGCUCACCCCCACUGCUGCCUGCCCCGUGCCCCCAACCCCCGCCACACAGGAGAGUGGCAAAGCCGCAGGAUCCGAGAAGGACAGCCCACAUCACACAGUCAGUAAAACCAAAGGCAUCAUCACCCUGUAUCGUCAUCAGAAAGCAGCUUUUGCCAUCACCAGCAAGAGAGGCCCCACCCCCAAAACAGCCAAAACACUGACCAAUGAUCUGCCCCCAGGAAGCUCCGCCCUCAGCACGGAAACAGACGAGAAUAAGAAGCCUUGCCUCAUUCAGAGGAGAGGGGCGGAGUUCUCUCUGACCACAAUAGCCAAGCACUUUGGGACAGAGCUGACCACAGCAUUGCCGUAUCUGUGGGAGUCUAUGACUGGACCACUGAAGGCCGUGCUCAACGAUCAGGGUUUUGAUGCAGGCAUAUUGUUAGAGAAGGGGGAUUCAGUAGCUCAGGAGCUGGUGAAUUCUCUUCAGGUGCUGGAGGUCACAGCAGGAGCUAUGGCUGCUCAGCUCAUCCCUCUGUUGUUGGAGCAGCUCACUCUCCUGUGUACCUGUUUGCAGCACCCUUACACUGCUGUGCGUCACAUGGCUGCCCGGUGUGUGGGCGUACUCAGUAAAAUCGCUACCAUGGAGACCAUGAACGUUUUCCUGGAGCGUGUGCUGCCGUGGCUGGGAGCUAUUGACGACAGCACGAAACAGGAAGGAGCAAUCGAAGCCUUAGCUUGUGUGAUGGAGCAGUUGGAUGUGGACAUAGUGCCCUACAUAGUUUUACUGGUAGUUCCAGUGCUGGGUAGGAUGAGUGAUCCAAGCGACAGUGUCCGAUUUAUGGCCACUCAGUGUUUUGCCACACUCAUUCGUCUGCUGCCCCUGGAGGCUGGUAUCCCUGACCCACCCACCAUGUCAGACGAUCUGAUUCGUCAGAAAGCGAGAGAGCGUCAUUUUCUGGAGCAGCUAUUGGACGGCAGGAAGCUGGAGAAUUACAAGAUACCUGUGCCUAUCAAAGCUGAGCUCAGAAAAUACCAGCAGGAUGGAGUGAACUGGCUGGCGUUCCUGAAUAAGUACAAGCUCCAUGGGAUCCUGUGUGAUGACAUGGGGCUGGGAAAAACCCUGCAGUCCAUCUGCCUGCUUGCUGGAGAUCACUACCUCAGGGCCCAGGAGUAUGCCAGGACUAAAGCUGCCGACUGCUGUCCUCUCCCGUCACUGGUGGUCUGUCCGCCGACUCUGACCGGUCACUGGGUGGACGAGGUGGGCAAGUUCUGCAACAAGGAAUACCUCAACCCCCUGCACUAUACUGGCCCCCCCACAGAGAGAGCCCGUUUACAGCACCAAGUGAAGAAGCAUAACCUUGUGGUAGCCUCUUAUGAUGUCGUUAGGAACGACAUUGACUUUUUUAGGAAUAUUAAAUUUAAUUACUGUAUCCUUGAUGAGGGUCAUGUGAUUAAAAAUGGCAAGACCAAGCUGUCGAAAGCCAUCAAACAGCUGGCAGCAAACUACCGAGUCAUCUUGUCAGGAACUCCCAUCCAGAAUAACGUUCUGGAGCUGUGGUCGCUCUUUGACUUCCUCAUGCCAGGGUUUUUAGGUACAGAGCGACAGUUCGCCGCACGCUACGGGAAGCCCAUCCUCGCUAGUCGAGAUGCCAAGAGUUCAUCCCGUGAGCAGGAAGCAGGUGUUCUGGCCAUGGAAGCUCUACAUCGGCAGGUGCUACCCUUCCUCCUGAGGAGGAUGAAGGAGGAUGUACUUCAGGAUCUUCCACCCAAAAUCAUCCAGGAUUACUAUUGUACCCUCAGCCCCCUACAGGUUCAGCUGUAUGAGGACUUUGCCAAGUCUCGGGCAAAGAUGAGCAUCGAUGACACCAUCUCCACAGCAGCUGUGCCGGAUGAAGAGGAGAAGCCCAAACUGAAGGCUACGGGACAUGUCUUCCAGGCACUGCAGUACCUUAGGAAGCUGUGUAACCACCCUGCCCUGGUCCUGACCCCUCAGCAUCCAGAAUACAAACGCAUAACUGAACAGCUCACCUCUCAACACUCGAGCCUCAGAGAUAUCCAACACGCACCCAAACUCUCCGCUCUCAAACAGUUGCUGUUGGACUGCGGUUUGGGUUCCUCAGGCUCUGUGGACGGAGGAACAGAGGCAGUGGUGGCCCAGCAUCGUGUGCUCAUCUUCUGUCAGCUGAAGAGCAUGUUGGACAUUGUUGAGCAGGAUCUGCUGAAACCACAGCUGCCCACUGUCACCUACCUCAGACUGGAUGGCAGCGUUCAGGCCGGCCUGCGCCAUUCCAUCGUCUCCAGGUUUAAUAAUGACCCUUCCAUAGAUGUGUUGCUGUUGACCACUCAUGUGGGAGGCUUGGGUUUGAAUCUGACUGGGGCAGAUACAGUGGUGUUUGUGGAGCAUGACUGGAACCCAAUGAGAGACCUACAAGCCAUGGACAGAGCCCACAGGAUAGGCCAGAAACGCGUGGUGAAUGUGUAUCGUCUGAUAACCCGGGGCACUCUGGAGGAGAAGAUUAUGGGUUUGCAGAAGUUUAAAAUGAGCAUCGCCAACACAGUCAUCAGCCAAGAGAAUGCCAGCCUACAGAGCAUGGGAACGGACCAGCUACUCAACCUGUUCACCCUGGAUAAGGAUGAGAAGUCGGAGAAGAGCGAGCCUUCCUCUUCCUCAGGGAAAGCGUCAAUGAAGUCAGUGUUGGACGGCCUGGGUGAGCUGUGGGACCAGCAGCAGUAUGAAAACGAAUACAACCUUGACAGCUUCAUCCACUCUCUACAAUAAGACUCUCAUCUUCAGACGCCUCACGCUCUCAAUUCAGCCCUCUGAGGGACUUUACCGGACCCUCAGGAUUCUGGAUCGCCAUCAAAACCACAGCCCACAGUGACUGGAACAGUGUCAUAUACCCUUUUCAAUUUCACAAGCAUUGGUCAAUACUUUACACACUCCACUUCCCAAACCUCUCCAGCUGACCAGUAGUCAAUCUGCCCUGGAAAUGACAUCUCCAGCACCCCCAGGCAGAGACGGGCAGAUUAAAUUUAGCUGACGCAGGUGUUGGAGUUUGGUAUCAGAGUUGGUCUGCACACGAAACACACCAGAGAAUGAAUCCUUGCCUUAGGGAAGGAUUGUUUAAGUAUUCAUCGUCUUUCCUGUCCUUGCUUUACCUUUUCUAUAGUCUUACAGCACACUUCUCUGAGUUUAACAAGUCAGACUGAAGUCUGCCUAAUAAAGAGAACGUAGAGCACGAAGUGAUGUAUAAAAAAUUAGGCUUCUAAAGCCUUGUAGAUACAUAGACAUCACAGAAGAUGGCCAAAAAUCUUGGUGGAACUGAAUAAAUAUGUAUUUUAGAACAGUUUGUGAGUCCUCCUGUCCACCAGGGGGCAACCUGCUAUCUGAAGAACAGUAUGGAAUCUAUUUUUUCCUUCUUUUUUUUUUUUGCCCCCACCUUCACCCGUUUGACCACAGUAGGAGUAUGAGACUGGUUGGGACUUCACCCAUCCCAUUGGUUAGGAGCUGAACUGUGAGUUAUAGGUUCAAACUGAGGACUGGCCCUAAGACUUCCCAUGAGUGUUCAUAGAGUUUUAACAAGAGGAGAACAUGGACUUGUACAUAUUUCUGUAAUUUGCCUUCUUUGGUUA